AGUAUGCAUAAACUGAAGAGAGAAUUACCAAUAAUGUUUAACCGACGUUUCACACACGACUAUUUCACGAAAAUAGAGAAAAAAGUCAAAAGAAUUACCGAAAAGGACUGGAUGAUUACAAUAUUUGCCGUAAGAGUAGAUGCACAUUACAAUCUAUGGGAAAGAAUAACAGAUGGAAUUAUAAGAGCAUGGUCAUUGGAAGAAAAAGAUGACUCAAGUAAUGGAGGCGAAUACAUUUCGAAGUACGUUGCAAACAUUGAUGGUCUAACAAGAGAAGAACUUUUUGCUGGUUACAGAAUAAAUACUGCAGAUGAACGAAAGGGCAAAAAGGACGAAGACGAAAACAAUCGACUGCAAAAAGUAUAUAUGAUCGCAUUUCUUGGUGAAAAUACAGAAACCAUAAGACACGUUCUAACAAAUAACACUUAUUUCUGCUUGUCGAAGGAAACCUUCAAAGAAAUAUGGAAACAGAAGACUAGUUCAAACAGUAACACAACUAUUAUUCGCCUACUAAAGAGUGUGCAUCCUGACGGUAUAAAAGACCAUAAAGCAGUACAAGGUAUAUCAGAAAAACUUCUCAAAGGUCUUUGUUUCUCUAAAAUUGGGAUGAUAACGUGCUGUGGGAAGAAAUUAAAAACAAAUCAAAACAUGCCUGACAACCAUGUUUCUGACACGUUACGAGUUGAAGUUUUCUUCAAUAAGAAGGACACAGCAGCUGCAAUAUGGUGCACAUGUCCAAAUCCAAUGAUGACUGCCCUGAUCUCCAGCAUGUAUCUUACUGCUUUGGCAAAUAUUGCAGAAGAACAGUUUGAGGAAAACCUGCAAGAGGAAUAUGAAUCUCAUGCAGAAUUAUUUUUGUCCCGCGCCGUAAAGCUUUUAGAAAAAAUGCAUGCUGAUGACGAAAGUAUGGCAAUAGCAGCCCUAGAAUACGUUUCCGAAAUGUGGGAUAAUAUUGAAAGUCCUUUGCAUUUUGCACAGCAAUUCAAUAUUGAAGAAUUCAUAUCUCACUCAAAGAUUCAGAUAGAUGCAUCAAGGAGAUUGUUUCCUGUAAACAAAAAUGCAAAUGAUAAAACUAUUAAAUCUGGUACUGCAUCAACGAAGGCAUCAGACAAUAAAUCGUCAAUUGAUGAUUCUGCAUCACAAACCACACCAGACACCACAACUUCAAGGCAUACAGAAACACAGAACAUGUCAAAUAAAACCACUGGAAAUACUAAAUCGGAUACUGCAUCAAAAAACACAUCAGACAGCAAAUCUUCAAUGGUUGAUUCUGCAUCACAAUCCAAACCAGACACCACAACUGCAAAGCAUACAGAAACACAGAACAUGUCAGAUAAAACCUCUGAAAAUACUAAAUCGGAUAGUGCAUCAAAAAACGCAUCAGGCAGCAAAUUUUCAAUAGGCGAUUCUGAAUCACAAACCACACCAGACAUCACAGCUGCAAAAAAUACAGAAACACAGAACAUGUCUGAUAAAACUACUGAAAAGGCAGCCGCAUCACAAAAUUUAUCAAAAAACAAUACUGCAUCAAGUACUGCACUAAAGACCCAAGAACCGCUACUAAAUUGUAAAACUUACCCAAUGACUAUCAGUGGGUGGUUUUCAUUUGUAAAGGACAACUGGAGGACUUCAAAGCAUGAUAUUUGCACAGCACCUGUAACAAAGAUAGCUGUUCACGUUGUAUUUUUUAUAACUGCUUUAAUCAUGUUCAGCUAUUUUCUCAUUGGAAACCUUGAUAAUGGUUCAAUAUCUCUACUAGAAGGCUUGGUUUUCAUUUACAUGUCGGGAGAUUUUCUAGAGGAAAUUUGGAGCAUGUUUCGACCGGAAAAAGAUUGCAUCUGGUCGCAUCAGAGAAUUAUUCUCCAUCUAUGGAACCUUUGGAACUGUUUGGAUGUGUUGUGCUCAAUCUUGUAUAUAGUGGGAUUUUGCGUGCAUAAUUUUGACUCAAUUUCAAUUGUACAUACUAGACGAAUCUACAGUAUUGCUUUGAUUAUCAUGUUCCUUCGGUUGCUUAACUUGCUUUUGCUGUCUAAAACUUUUGGUAUAAUAAUAAUUAUGGUGAAAGAAAUGCUUGCAGAUCUGCUCAAAUAUUUGGUUAUACUUACAAUCCUUAUAUUUGCUGCGGGUGUCGCUUACCAUGCCAAUGUUUAUCCAAACCAUCAAGUAGAGUUUUGGCGAAUAUUUACAAUCAUUAAGAUUCCAUACUGGCAGGUUUAUGGAGAACUGUAUUUAGACACAUUGGAAGCGUCUGAUCCAUCCAGUUGCACCGAUAACGCUACAAUAUGGAAAGCUGACGCAUCAGUUGACAGAUGUCCAACAGAAGAUUGGAUAACGCCAGUUAUUGCUGCUUUUUACAUGAUGUUGACAAACUGGUUGCUAUUAAAUAUUGUUAUUGCAAUGUUUGGUGCACGGUUUAAUGCAAUUCAACAAAAGUCCAAGCAGAAAUGGCGUUUCAAUCGACAUUCAGUUAUAAUUGAUUAUGAAGACAAAAUACCUUCACCGCUCAAUUUUCCAUGUAGAAUUCUAUCUUUGAUCAAGUAUUCUACACAAUGUUCUUGUCGAUGCUGUUCAUGUCCAUGCUGUUCAUGUCGAUGCUAUCGAUGUUCUUAAGAAUUGGAAAAUGGUGAUAUUGCAACAAUGUUGGCGAAACAACUUGAGUUUGCACAAAUAAUAAUUGAAGAAGAAAAUCAUCGAGCAUCACUUUGAGAAGUUCUGGUCUUUGACUUGUUUAGUUUUAUUACUUGAUAUUAAUGUAUAGUAGUAAAAUAAAGAUCUAGACUGACAGUUUUCGUGUUUGAAUUAUGUUACAUUGUUAUGUCUGAGCCUUUCAUAGCUCGCUAUGCGGUUAAGUUUUGUUAAUUGUUGAGAGCCAUGCUUUAAGAUAUUGUUUCAAAUUUUUCCCUUAUUUUGUGAAAAGUUUUCUUAAAAGCAUUUAUAUCACAUCUUGCAAUUGUUACAUCAUAGAUUACGGCACGGUUUGUUGUUCUUGAAAACACCUCAUAAUGCCCUUCAUUAUAACCAGAAAUUCGUUUUUACAAAAUUUUCAAUUAAAGAUUGUUCAAAGAAUUCUACCAUGUAAUUCAUUUUUAUUAUAAUGUAAAUUAAAAGAAACUGAAUUAUGUACAUUUUGUUCAGAAAUUAGAGAAAAUAUUUUUCACAUUUUUGGGAAUGCUACAUCUGGCUAUCCAUUAUAGACUGGAUUAAAAAUUAUGGCAUUCUCUUGCCUUCAGUGCAAAAGAAGUCAUUUUAGGUGUGUCUGAGGAUUUUGUCAACAGUAAACAGUUAAUAAUAUUUUGUUGUUAUUUAAAUAUUAUAUAUACAAAUGUAGAAGUAAGAACAUAUCCCCCACAAAAUAAUAUGGGAUAUGUUCUUACUUCUACAUUUGUAUAUACAAUAUUUAAUUGAAGGCAAUAUUUAAAAUAUUGGAUUAAUAUAGAAAAAUAUUCUGUAUGUUUCUUAACCCCUGUACAAAAAUGGAUCAGAAGUGGCAUUCGUCAGAAGCAGCUUUUAAUUAAUUAACAAAAUCAGUUGUAAUAGUUAAAUCUUAUUAUAUCUUUAUGACUUGAUUGAUCUUAGAAGUGUUGACUAAUAUUUUAUAAUUUGUGUCUAAUACUGUAGUAUGUAAUUUCACAUGUUUCGUCAUGAAAAAUACAAACAAUACAAAAAAAAAAAAAAAACACCUCAUGAAACCUGAUUGUAAACGAAAAGAACGAACUAAACUGAUCUUAAAUCACAAAUAGUUGAACACUUGUUAGUCUUAACAGCUUUAAAGAACUUCCCUGCAUCAUACGUUUAGGUAAAAUGUGGCUCUUUAAGUAUGAGUGUUAACUAUCUCUGUUGUGCAUACGUGUGGUAUUAAAAUCUUGUCAAAGAUGGGACACAUUAUCAAAACCAUAGCUUGUCCAUGAAUACUUCCUUCAUGAACUCAGAUUCACUUCAACCAGUUCCUAAAAAACUUAAAGCAGCAUUACGAUUGACAGAAUAAAGCUUCUUUUCUUUUUAAAAAAUCCUUGGUAGUACCAUACCAGAACUACCGUUUGAUUUUGAAAAUUUAUGAUUUGUUCACCUACAGUUAUGGACGGUUGACGGUCAAAUCGAUAAAAGGUGAUUUCUACAUGGCAUGCACUAAAUCUAGUAUGCUUGGAUCAAUUUAGUACACACCUAACACUAUUGUUGGUAUUAGUGAAACUUGACUCGCUUUUAAUAUUAAUUUUUUAAAUUGUUUCAAUUGUAAGCUAAUACAGGAAAUAUGUAGUAGGGUUUCAACUUUGUACCAACUGGUUAACUACAAGUUCUCAUAAUAUGCCGUUAACUAUUACAUGGAUUAAUCGAUUAAAAUAUUAAAUACAGGUUGAAUGCAAGCAACUUUAGGGAAAGAUGAUUUUUGUUGUUUUGUUCACGUUUUCUUAUUCAUUUCUAUAAUACACUAUGUCUAGCUAUCAUUUUUUUUUCGAUUUCGGGUGUGUUGGUAUUAGGCCGGUAAAUCAGAAUAAUUUAUCAAAUAUUCCAUGUUACGCUGACAAUGUACCGCUGGUAUAGUCUCUGUGUCUCAGGUGUAAAUCUGAUUGGUUAUUAUUUGGUUAUAACGUUUUUUAAGCAAUACAUUACUUUAUAAAUUUCCAGUGCCUAAAUAACCAAAGUACGCAGAAUUGCAUGUUUCUACGUUCAGGCAAGGUACAGUUAGACGAUUUUGGCAAAACGUAUGAUGCCCUUUUUUGUUUGUUUGCUCUAUACUUUUCCAGUUAUUUGAUUUCUUAUUUGUACUCAAUUUAAUCAUUUUCUGCAGGCAAUAUCAACCCUAUGCGGUGUUAGCUGUUAAUUUUAAUAUUUUUGGCUAAUUUUUUUUCAUUAUAUUACCUACCGAACUUUUGAUAAUUACUCUCAUACCCAGUCGUCUUCCUGAUGACGGUUAUGCUAAAUGUGUAUUACUAUAAAUAACUAAUACAGGUUAAUGUAGAUGCAAUGUUUAAUUAUUUUAACUACAAAAAUAUCUUAAAUAUAAGUUACAAAAUGUUGUUGAAAUUAAUUUUAUAUUUGUUUUGUUCAGAAAGUAAACAACAUUGUGAUUAAUGAUAUUGCUCGAUUUGAUAUAUGUAGGGUCAAUUACUUAUGCUGAAAUGCUGUGGAUUCGCCUAUUUUAGAGUGUAUCUAUUUACGUGGAUUGAAGAAAAAUUACUUUUUCGUUGAUACGUGAUUAUUGGUUUUGCCAAAGUUUGCAUUCAAUCCUUAACAAAAUGUGUACUUGGUGAAUAUUUAAAUGUGGUGUUCAUCUAUAUCCAUGAAAUAAACAAAAAGUGGUAUCUAACGAAUAAAAAUGAAUCCACAGUAUUUUAUUUUAAACAGAAGUUGUGACCCUUUUAUAUGUAUUUGUGUGCUGUGGGUUGCAUGUUUAUUAUAAACUAUAAAAACAUGAGCAAGCUUUUACUUUGUGAUUUUUUUUUAAUAAAGAUAUUAAGUGUC
This is a messenger RNA of Mytilus californianus (California mussel), 5460 nucleotides long. Its product is annotated as transient receptor potential channel-like. Gene Ontology annotation, molecular function: monoatomic cation channel activity. Bases 4 to 2610 code for a protein of 868 amino acids. Lineage: Eukaryota; Metazoa; Mollusca; Bivalvia; Mytilida; Mytilidae. Gene Ontology annotation, cellular component: membrane. Gene Ontology annotation, biological process: monoatomic cation transmembrane transport. The record is from RefSeq and is a predicted model, not a curated record. The transcript has 16 exons.